AUGGAGUCAUGGCUACGCAUACUAGGAUGGAUUGAAUUCAUCUUGGCACUGCUGGUGCUCAUCUUCAUAGGCUUUGUCAUCUAUGUUAUAGCCAAGUAUAGACAUCUAGAGUUCAACAAGUACUGGAGGUCUAGGACAUUGGUCAGUGGAGCUGGUUUCAUCUGGGUGCUUGCAUUGCUUCUAGGUAAUCAAUUCCUUUGGCUUCCGGAUGGAGGUCUAUUUGGAUCCAGCACAGACAAGUACAAGUACCUGUGUAGUCUACACCUAUUCUUUACAGUUGGCAGCUUUGAGCCACUGUUCUUUGUUGUAUUCCUAUUCAUGUUUAUGUCAAAGACGAGCUACAAAAGGAGUUCAUUGUAUAUUGACGAUCCAAACUAUUAUGUUAUGAAGAGGUCGAUAUUGGCUACGAUUCCAGUGACUGUGGCGCACAUUGCCAUUCUGAUCAUUGCAUCUGCUGGCGUCACAUCGCCAUCGUCCGAGUUUUGGAACUCGUACAGCGACAGCGAAUCAAAGUGCGUCGUUCCAAUCAUAUCAACUGCAGUCUUUGCCAUAUUCUAUGCCAUCUUUCUAUUCUUCUUCUUAUUAAUAUCAAGCAGGUUCACGCGAUCACUGAUGAACAAGAACCUCAUCAGCAGAGUUAGACUUUCCUCUGCAUGCUUUGUAGUACUUCCACCUCUGGAGAUAGUCAUACGUAUACUUGUCUUUGUCCUCAAGAUCCAGGAUAAGACACAGGCACUAUUCCAUGCAUUCUUCUUAGUGGAUAUUAUAGUGAUAUUCGUUGCCAUCACCGAGUUUGCAUUGUUCCCAGUGUUGGACUCUAUUGGCUUCACAGUUUCCUUCCAAGGAUUCUCGACGAUCAAGAACUAUAGAUUGAACUAUGAGCAUAUCGACGAGAAGGACAUCAUCUCCUCUGUACAUACAUCAUCCUCAGGAGCAUCGCCUGGUGGUGCCGACCUGAAGUAUCAGGACGCAGCUUCACCUAAAUCACAUAUUACAACACAGCAGAAGCAGGCACUGAAGCAGAAGAUACUUCAAUCGCAGCAACAACAACAGAAUGAUAACAACAACAACAACAACAAUGCUGGCGGAGGUGGUGGUGUAGAGAUGGAUAGAUUCAAAAAGAAUAAGCUAAUCGAUCGUGUCAAGGAUACAGAGGAGAGCAGGAACAGUGUACCUUCGCCACUGUCCUCGUCAACAUCAAGAUCAUCAUCGCCACCACAGUCAUUGCUGCUUAGCAAUCAACAACAACAACAACAACAACCACCACAACCAGUGAUUGGCUCUGUCUCUUCAACAUCGUCAACGUCGUCGCACGAGCGCAAGAAGUCGAGACGAUUCUCGAUAUCGAUCAACCGCAAGAAGAGCAGCACAUCGCCCGAGUCGCCCAACCUGACGCCAUUGUCCACAUCGCCAUCAACCUCACCCACCAGCCGCAUACUCCAGCCCACGCCAGUCGACGACUUCAAGAGUCAACUGAUGAAGUACUCCCAGAACCAAAGGUUCUAG
This is a messenger RNA of Acytostelium subglobosum LB1, 1506 nucleotides long. RefSeq lists its product as hypothetical. Bases 1 to 1506 code for a protein of 501 amino acids. The record is from RefSeq and is a predicted model, not a curated record. The transcript is spliced from 5 exons. Lineage: Eukaryota; Evosea; Eumycetozoa; Acytosteliales; Acytosteliaceae.